Mizuhopecten yessoensis (Yesso scallop) is the source of this 3579-nucleotide messenger RNA. RefSeq names its product visual pigment-like receptor peropsin. Gene Ontology annotation, molecular function: G protein-coupled receptor activity. Lineage: Eukaryota; Metazoa; Mollusca; Bivalvia; Pectinida; Pectinidae. The transcript has 6 exons. Gene Ontology annotation, cellular component: photoreceptor outer segment; membrane. The coding region runs from base 467 to 1393 and encodes 308 amino acids. The record is from RefSeq and is a predicted model, not a curated record. Gene Ontology annotation, biological process: G protein-coupled receptor signaling pathway.
GUACGACAUUGACACUCUCGGUUGCCGACAUUGGUCACAGUUGUUCCAGUAAAGGGGUUUGGAGAUUGAGUCUGUAGGCGAGGUAACAACAGUCGAUCGAACGUGACUCGACCGUUGUCGCCGCAGCACGCCUAACAUCAGCUGCUGAAGAAGCCGCGCGCCAAGGCCAGCAUACGAGUCAACGUGUGCAGGUCCAUGUGACCAAACUUUCUGGAACCCACUUGUUUGUAACAUCAGCGACGUGUAUGUGGCUUACUGCACGGAGCUCAAACAUCGUCGCCGAACAUUGUCGUAGCUAUUCCUUGCAUUUGUUUUCAAGUCAAAGAUAGAAAACAUUUUUUUCUGAAAUUUCCAAAUUAUUCGAAAUAGGAAUUUCUUUUAAAACGACACAAGUGCAACAGAUUGGACAUCACUGACCGCGAAGUGCAAGCUACGUUUCUAGGGGAACACGUAAGAAUAUCUCAAAAUGCCUUCUCCUACGGAAUCAGCAGUGGGAAUGUUCUCCGCUUGGGAAUUCCAGUGUGUCGGGAUUGCCUACUUUAUAUUUGGAGCGGCCGGCGUGCUCGCCAAUGCCUUCACCGUAGUGACCUUUAUGAGGGAGACUCCAAUUAGCUCACCUCGUCACAUCCUGCAGCUCAAUAUGGCGGUCGCCAACCUCCUUGUCUGCGCACCGUUCCCCUUCUCGGGGUUGUCCAGCUUCCGGGGAAAGUGGCUUUUUGGUGACCUGGGAUGUCAGCUAUACGGUACCGAAUCGUUCUUAGGCGGAAUGGCAGCCACGACCUUUAUCCCCGUCGUCUGUGUAGAACACUACCUGGCAAGCUGCAAGAAAGAUUUCUACGACACCCUCUCGAGUGGUACCUGGUGGACGGUCGCUAUGCUCUGCUGGAUGUAUGCCGCCCUCUGGGCUAUUCUGCCUCUCUUUGGUUGGAACAGCUAUGCAAUUGAAUCGUCUGGGGUCGCCUGUGGAAUAAACUGGCUGAAGAAGGAUUCCAAUCACAUGACUUACCUGCAGGCAAUGGUUAUCACGGCCAGUAUUCUCUAUGUCAUGGCAUUCUACGGCCUGUAUCAAUCACGUGUCCACUGGGACAGCGUACAAGUAAAAUCGGACCCAAAAUCGGACGCCAACAACUGGUUCACAGAGAGGCAGCAGGCAUGGAUCUGCCUUGCGUUCAUGUGCAUCAUGUUUAUCGGAUUUGGACCGUAUGCCAUCCUUGGUCUGUGGGCGGCAUUGACGGAUAGCACCACCGUGUCAACACUAGCCAUCAUCAUCCCUUCCCUCGCCUGCAAGGCCAGCACCUCUCUCUACCCUAUUCCCUACCUCGUGGCUAGCGACAAGUUCCGUGCCGCCUACCUCGGCUAUCGUGUCACCGAACACGAGGCCAAAACCAACUGAUGAUACAUUUGUGGUAUUUGGAAAAGGGCAUGUAGUGUAAACCAUUACAGAGGCGUGAUGAACGAUUAACUGUGUAUAGCGAUAUUUUUUCUUGUGAAGAAUGUUUAUUGGACAGAGCUUUGUGAAGUUUAACUAAGACAGAUUUCACGUCCUAUUUGAGACCGUUUAUGUUUGUAACAGUGAAUAUGGAGAUUCUUACUACUUACUUGACCGGGGAUGAACAGUAACGUUGGGAUAACAUUGACCUAUGAUUGUUGUGUUAUUGUCGUUAGCUCAAUCGGCACGAAGUGCAUGUGAUGGCGCAGCGUCCGUCGUCAGUCAGGCGUCAAUUUUAUCGUCUUCAAGUGUAUGUAAAUAACAUUGAGUCACUUUCAAAUUCAACGGUGUUAAAUGUGUUAAAACGGCUUCUUCUGAACAAGCUUAUAGUCAUGAUAUUGUACCGAAAGUAUGUUGGAGUAAGGGAAUGAAUCACUUUGGCUCAGUUUCAAGGUCACCGUAUAUAAGUGCGAUAUCUAUCCCGUAGCAGUCUGAAGUGUAUGACUAUCAUGCUUGUUUCAAUAUAUAUUACUUUUACCUACUUUUAAAGGUCGGAAUGUGCGAGUCAGGGACGGAGUGGUAAACUUUGGUCUGUAGCUUCCGUGGUGUAGCAGCAAGAUGUGUCUAUUUCCUAGAUCAUACACAACAUUUCGACGUCUUUACUUUUAACGUAUAGAAUAAAGAAAAAGACUGAAAGGAGAGACUCACACAAUUUUCGCAAGCUCAUCAUAAUCAGUUACGUGUAUACCUUUAUUCCGAAAGUACAUUUACGUUAUACUACCUUAUCGCGUGAUAGAGGGAAAGUGAACUUCGGAUAAAUACCGGUGAUCUGGUGUAAAUGAUGUGCAUUGUACAUGGUAUCAAAAGUGCGACAACCCAUGCCCAAAGCCUGGCCACGGCACCAAUUUUCAAUCGGACUGGCACGCAUUCUUGUCAUAUCUUCGUUUCUAUUAAUCUGACAGCUGUCACAACAAUAUGCCAAAACACUGGUGCAGAUCCCAGCUGCAUGUGUGACGCGCGAUUAGUCAGUUGAUAUUCCUAUGAUGAAGGAUGCGAAAUUCCAUCCAUUUUUUAUCCACAAUGAACAAUCUACCACUCCGCUUAGAUGGCUUGCCACUGAUCACCUUCAAACCGGAAGUGUACAUGCACCCUAGUGUACCAAGAGACCCCAAAAUCUCGUUUGUUUUUGUGUUUUGUUCUUGAAAACGAUGCGUUCUGAUGUUGGUCGACAAGGGCAGUUCAAAACAAGUGACGUUUUACAUGCGCUGCUUAGCCUUUCGCUAAAAACUUUCCGAAGAUAUCUUCUCUGUUCACAUGCUUGAUGCUGGAUAAGAUGACCCGACUAGUAUUUUGUAGAAUGCUAGGAAGUCAUAUUUGGUUUGGUCUGGAAACACUAACCGAUGUGAGGAUGUAGAAGGAAGACACUUAAUCCAGUAGCUCCAGUUACAUCAAGGCAAAGGUAUAGGUAUUGAUUACAUCAAGGCAAAGGUAUAGGUAUUGAUUAACCAAUGUUUGGGUUGUGGUUCAUGUUAUCAUCAUUCACAACCUACACAAAGCCAACCUCGUCUUCAGGUUUUAGCUUCAUAACAAAACAAUACCUGCAUGACAACAUAUUCAAUAUGAUCACCUUCCUCCCCCCCUCCCCCCUACACACUAUGGGGUAGGGGCGAGGGAUGGAUACAGUUCCUGCACCCUCAAAUAUACACGUGUUUGUGAAAUCUGCUACGCCACUAAGCUUGCUGACAAGCUAUAAUCAUUCUAUAGAUUAAUGCCGUUGACAGACAUUGUCACAUGAGAAAACUUAAGUUAAAAUCUUAAAAUAAAAUAAAAUAUAACAAGAUGUAGAUAAAUGAUGUUUAGUCUGUGACUUUAUCGUGCUUCCUAACAAGUUUACAAACAAAUAACCAUGACCCAUGUUUAAUGUCACAGAUGAGGUAUCUGUUUACCAACAACAUUAAAUAACAGGUGAGUGAUACAGGCCAAUUGGACCUUUAAUUCAAUUUUUCGUCUUAUAAAUUACUUUUAAAACCAACUUUGUUGUCCAUACUAUGUGUUAUUUUUGUUUGCAAUUUGAUGUUUUUAUCAUGUCUUGGCAGGUAUUGAACUGUACAACGUAAAAAAUAAACUUAAGUAGUUAUACGCUUACUGCG